Molecule: messenger RNA, 7516 nt
Organism: Apis cerana (Asiatic honeybee)
Lineage: Eukaryota; Metazoa; Arthropoda; Insecta; Hymenoptera; Apidae
Product: synaptic vesicle membrane protein VAT-1 homolog-like
Molecular function (GO): zinc ion binding; oxidoreductase activity
Source: RefSeq, a predicted model, not a curated record
ACGAUGGGAUGCCGAGCAGUAUUCCAAUUGGUCAGUCAAAAGGGGCGCGCGGUUGCUAAGCAACGGCAACACCGCGCGCGUCACCGGCCGGCGUAGCCGGCACCAAACGUUCCUGCCACUGUGGCGGAAAAUUGCGCAGAACAACGUCGACUCUCAUCGGGUGUAAACGUGCUGCGGUCUUUAAAUACGCGAUAUAGAUUCACCGAAGCUUUAUUUCUUUUUUUACUCUUGUCUCCUUUCUCAUUAUCGAAUACAAAAUCGAAAGAAUCCUUUGUGGUAUUCUAUUUAAAAAUUGCGCGCUUCCUACAAAAAACGAACAAAUAUUUUAUUGGAGCAAUAGAGUUAAAUUUUAUUAAAGUAAAGAAAAUAAAAAAGAAAAAUGGCAGAAGACAAAAAUGAAACCAGUCCAAGUGCCGAGGGUGAAAAGCCACCACAGGAAGCGGCGCCGUCGAAGCAAGAAAAAGAAGAGCCAAAAGAAAAUAAAGAAGAAGAAAAGAAAGUCGAAGAGAAUGGCGACGGUGAUAAACCCAAGGAGAAUGGCGAAGAGAAACCCACGCCAGAACCGAAGGAUAUGCGGGCUAUAGUACUGAACGGUUUCGGCGGACUGAAAAGUGUCAAGGCUUUGAGGAAGCCUGAGCCCACCCUCUCCGAAGGAGAAGUUCUUAUUCGAGUCAAAGCAUGCGGACUAAAUUUCCAAGAUUUGAUGGCGAGGCAGGGUGCUAUUGAUUCCCCACCAAAAACUCCUUUCAUUAUGGGAUCCGAGUGCGCAGGUGAUAUCGAGCAAGUUGGCGAGGGCGUGGAGAACUUUAAAGUGGGCGAUCGAGUGGUCGCGCUUCCUGAUCACAAGGCGUGGGCAGAGCUUGUCGCUGUACCAGCCACGUCCGUUUUCGCGCUACCAGCCGGAAUGAGCUACCUCGAUGCAGCGGCGAUCACGAUGAACUAUACCGUUGCUUACAUUCUGUUGUUCGAACUGGCUAAUUUAACGCCCGGAAAGAAUCUGUUACUCCACAGCGCCGGCGGGGGUGUGGGUCAGGCAGUCGUCCAAUUGGCCAAAACUGUGAAGGAUGUAACCAUUUUUGGAGUGUGCAGUAAAUCGAAGCACGAAGCACUGAAAGCAACUGGCACCAUUGAUCAUAUCUUGGAACGAGGCGCGGACUAUAGCAACGAAGUCAGAAAGAUUUCACCAGAGGGUGUGGACAUCGUCUUGGAUUGCCUUUGUGGUGAAGAAUGCAACAAAGGAUAUGCUUUGCUAAAACCUAUGGGAAAAUAUAUUCUUUAUGGAUCUAGUAAUGUUGUCACUGGCGAAACUAAGAGCUUCUUCUCAGCAGCACGAUCAUGGUGGCAAGUGGACAAAGUAUCUCCCAUUAAACUGUUCGACGAGAAUAAAACCUUGUCUGGGCUGAAUUUGCGUCAUUUGAUGUAUCAGCAUGGAAGUCAUGCAUUUGUGAGACGAGCAGUGGAACGGGUAUUCGCUUUAUGGAACGAGGGUAAAAUAAAGCCUGUAGUGGAUUCGACAUGGGCUUUGGAAGACGUUCCGGAAGCUAUGCAGAAGAUGCACGACCGUAAAAACAUCGGCAAAAUUGUAUUGGAUCCGAGUCUUGAGCCAAAACCGAAGCCAGCAACUCCUGCUAAAGGAAAGACGAAGGAUAAGAAGGCAGCUAGCCAAGAAAGUCAAGAGAAAAAAGCUUCAAGCGUCGAAUCUGAGGAAGGAGAGAAGAAGAAAGAACCAGAAUUGACAAAUGGAACUUCCGAAGACAAAUCCGAUAGCGAUUCAAAAGAAAAAGAAUCGAGUUGAAUUAACGGCGCUAAUUAAUUCUAAUAUACGUAUAUAAUAAAAAUACAUAUAUAUUAAAAAGAAUGUAAAACCGUGAAGAUCAAGAAUUUUGCAGAUAAGUAACUCUAUUAUUUCUCAUUAUACAGAGAUCUACAUUUAUUGCGCUACACAACACUUGAUUAUUAUGUACUAAUGUCCGCAAAUUAUCGUGUAGAUAACGAAUUAAUUUGGAAAACGAAAACAAAAAAUUACAUGAAACAGCAAGACAUGAACAAAAAUUAAGAAUUUCAAAAUAUUUAGCUCAAUUUGACCAAAAAGAGAAGAAAAAGACUCAUUUUUCUAAAAUUCAUUUGCAUGCCUCUCUCCUUCCGUCUGUUUGCGCUGAAAGAAUUCUUUGAUGGAAUUCAUGAGUGAAAGGGUGGAUGUGAGAAUAUACGUAAAGAUUCAUGUGUGAAGAUGUUCGUGUGCGAACCAGAAGGAAGUAUAAAAGAAAAAAAAAAAAAAAGACAACAACCAAAUAUAAAAAACAAUAUCUUGACGUGGUCCACAGUAGUUUGCAGAAUAUAAAAAUUAUUAUUUUUAUUUUUUCACACUGACCAAACAUACGAUUCAUUUUCAUAUAUGAUAGAGUAAAUGGCAAAGAUUCUUUGGACGAUCUUUAGUAGUUUUUUGAUUUUUUUUUUUUAUAUUAUAUUUCGUACUUAUAAAAAGUAUCAAGAAAAACAAGAAAAUGAAAAUAAAUAAAGAUUGUCCAAUGAUUCUAUAUUGGCCAACAGAUUGCUACUUUUGUCUAUUUGCAUCGAGUACUAUUACUGCUGCGAUAAGUAUAUAGAUAAGUGUAUAUAUAUACACAUAUGUAUAUGCAAUGACAUUUUACACGAUAUAAUAGUACCAUUUACUGUAAUUUAAUAGAAUACGAUGGCAGCGAUAAUCUCAUCAGCUUUACAUAGAAGGGAAGAAAAAAUUACAUUAGAUAGAAUCCUGUAUCUCAAAAGGCUGAAAAAAAAAAACAAAUGACUGUGUUAUUUUUUAUGUAUAACUUUUUCUUAUCAAGAAUAUUUCUUUCAUUAUUGAUGAUUAUAUGUAGCUUAAAUAUUUUUAACAAUAAUCUAAACAGCACAGUCAAAAAAUAAGCCUAUACACUCUAUGUAUCAGGAUUCGCUGUAUUAUUUUAAAUGAUAAUUUUUUUUAAUACACAGAAAGUACUGAAUCAUCUAACUGCCCAAACAAAAAAAAAAAAAAAAAGAAAAAUAUGAAAAAUGGAAAAAGAAAAAAAUAACGCUGAUCAUGAUUAUUGGUGAACAGUUCAUGAAGAUAAAAGAUUAAUAACUUUUGCAACGAUUCACCAACGAUGUACUAUUUUUUAUAAUAGUUUUAUUUGAAUUUUUAGAGGAUUUGAAAUAUUAGAGUUAUUUUAAAAAAAAAAAAGAUGAUAUAUCAAUUGACUUUUCAAGUAUUGAAAUUUUUUAUUUUAACUAUAUCUAUUUAUAUAAAAUAUUUAAAAAAAAAUUUUUUAAUUUUAUCUUAAAAUCAACGAUCUCUUUUAUUUUUUAAUGACUAUCUUUUUAAUUGUGAUUAGCGAAAUAGAUGGUGCAAAAAUAUUUGAUUUUUUGAUUUGAUUGCGUGAAUUUUCAAAAAAAAAAAAAAAAUAAAACAUCAGUAUAUUUUAAAUAACAGAAUUUGUAAUGAAUCGAACUUCUCUCAAUAUUUAUAAUUUAAUAUAAGAGAUACACACUAGAGUUAUCUGUUAAAUUAAAGAGAAAUGAAUUUUUGAAUAGAUAAUGAUCGUGAUUUGAGUAAGAAAAUUUUUUUAAUAAUGUUUUAAGAUAAUGUUUGAUAUUUUAUUUAAAAAGAAGAAAAGAUAUGAAAAAAACAAAUGAAAAAAAUGAAAUUAAAAAAGAAAGGCUUGAAAGAAAGCAAGGUGCAGAAUGAAAUGCAUAUCUCUCCAAAACAGUUGGAAAAAUUUUUACGUAGUUCGAUUUUGUUAGAAUUUGAUACUAGCUCUGUAUAUCAAUAUAUCUAUAUUCGAUAAAAAAAGAUCACUAUUAACGAAAAAAAUUACAGACGAGGGAGAGCUAUAUAUAUUAUAUAUAUAAAUAUAAAUAAAUAAAUAAAUGAUUAAGUAGAUAAAAUAAGUCGAUUCAUUCUUCAAGUCGUUAUAUCGGCACGAAGAAAUGUAAGAAUUUAUAAGAAUUAUAAUUAUAUUAUUAUUAUUAUUAUUACUAUUACUAUUAUUAUUAUUAUUAUUAUUAUUAUUAUUACUAUUAUUAUUAUUAUUAUUAUUAUUAUUAUUAUUAUUAUUAUUAAUUUUAAUUUUUUAAUAUUAUUUUUAUUUUAAUUCUUAUUCUUUUUUUUUUAUUAUUCCUAUUAUUUUUUUUUUCCUUAUUCCUACUCAUUCUUAUUUUCUCUUAUUCUUACAUUAUAUCAUACUUUAGCUUUAAUUUUAUUCUUACUCUUUACUCAUUACUGUUUAUAUUUCUUUACUCUUACUCUUACUCUUGUUUUUAUUUUUAGUCUUGCGUUUAUUUUUGCUCUUGGUCCUACUCUUGCUUUUAUUCUUACUCUUAUUUUUACUCUUACUUUUGCUUUUACUCUUACUCUUGUUGUUGCUCUUGUUCUUGUUCUUGUUCUUGCUCUUACUCUUACUCUUACUCUUACUCUUACUCUUACUCUUACUCUUACUCUUGUUGUUGCUCUUGUUCUUCCUCUUCCUCUUCCUCUUCCUCUUCCUCUUCCUCUUCCACUUCCUCUUCCUCUUCCUCUUCCACUUCCUCUUCCUCUACCUCUACCUCUACCUCUACCUCUUACUCUUACUCUUACUCUUACUCUUACUCUUACUCUUACUCUUACUCUUACUCUUACUCUUACUCUUACUCUUACUCUUACUCUUACUCUUACUCUUACUCUUACUCUUACUCUUACUCUUACUCUUACUCUUACUCUUACUCUUACUCUUUUACUCUUACUCUUACUCUUACUCUUACUCUUACUCUUACUCUUACUCUUACUCUUACUCUUACUCUUACUCUUACUCUUACUCUUACUCUUACUCUUACUCUUACUCUUACUCUUACUCUUUUACUCUUACUCUUUUACUCUUACUCUUACUCUUACUCUUACUCUUACUCUUACUCUUACUCUUACUCUUACUCUUACUCUUACUCUUACUCGUGCUCUUACUAUUACUGUUACUGUUACUGUUAUUCUUGCUCUUACUCUUACUCUUACUUUUACUCUUACUCUUACUUCUACUCCUAUUCCUAUUCCUAUUCUUACUUUUAUUUUUUUCUUAUUCUCACUUUCAUUCUCACUCUCACUAUCAUUUUUAGUCUUUUACUCUUAUUCUCAUAUUUACUCUCACUUGUACUCUUAUUAUUAUUUUUAUUCUUACACUUACACUUAUUUUUGUUCUUAUUAAAAUUAUUAUUACUAUUACUACUACUAUUACUAUUACUGCUACUGGUACUAUUACUGCUAUUAUUCCUUCUCCUACUAUUACUACUAUUACUAUUACUACUGCCGUAUCAAGUCUCAGUCCAAGAGUACACCGAAUAAUGUAUUUCAAUCUUGAGAAUAUGUAUUAUUAUUCUCUUUGUAUUAACGAGAACUAAAAAAUAAAAAAAGAAAUAAAAAGGGAGAAAGAAAAAGAAGAAAAAAGAUCGUUAAAGAAUAUGAUUGCAUAUUUUGAAACAUCUUUUGAACACGUAUAAUAAUUAUAAAUAUAUAUAUAUAUAGACAUGCUGGUUAAGUUCAACGUGUGACACGAUUAUUAUCUGUACGAGAGAAAUGAAAGGUAUACAAUCACAUACACACACAUAGAUAUCACAUAAUUUUAUCAUACAUACGUGCCGAUACACAUCAUACUGUAUAUUUUAUGUAAGGCUUUAAAUGUUUCUUCAAAUAACUAUUAUAAUAUAUCUAUAUAUUUGUAUCUAUCGUUUUCCCUAUCCUGGUAAUAAUUUAGGUCCGAAAUUGUAUCGGUGUCCUAAAAUAAUUUGUAAUUAAUGUCCGAUAGGCUUGAAGAAAAAUUUCGAAAAAAAUAUUAUUUUAAAAACUUUUUAAAUCUUAUCCAAAUUCGAAGUUCUUUAAAUUUUUUUUUUAUUAUGAAUAAUAUAACAAUUAAUAUAACAAUUGAUAUAACAAUGAAUAAACAAAAUGCAUGUUCUCCAUUAUUAUAUUAUUAAAAUUAAGAUAAAUUAUUUUAUUUUCCUAGAAAAUAAACUGUAGUCAGAACUUUAACAAGUUGUUUUAAACUAAUCAUGUUUAUGAAUGAAAUAAAAAUAUAAUUGGCGAAAAAAAAUAUCAUUUGAUUGAUAGGAGUCAAAUAUUAUUUGAUUGAUAAUAAGUCAAAUUAUAUCAUUGAUAUAGUAAUAUAUAAUCAAAUAAUUCAAUAAAUUGAUGACAAAAUGACAUUAAAAGUCGGGCCUUAAUUACAAACUUUUCUUCGGAUCUACGCUUUUUAAUCUUAUUUAAAACCAAUGUUAUUUUGCACUGUUUGAUAUAUUCUAAACUCACUGUAAACAUUUACGAUUCAUUCUUGUACACUGAAAUUUAAAUGAUUGAAACUCGUUAUGACAAUGUUUCAAUGCUUAAUUUAAUUAAGAUGCUUUUGAAACUAGAUUGAGUCGAAUCACAGAGAUCAAUCGAUUCACUUGUGAUGAGACUUGUAACACAUUUAGCUCAGAAAUGUGUGCAGCUCAAAACAAAUCCUCAUCUUAUAAUAAGUUUUUUUAAAUAUUAAAUUCGAAAUAUUUUCUUUUUGAUGUAACAUUUAUAAAUUGGCUUAUAAAUUUUUUUUCACAUUUAUACAUUUUUUUCUAAUUUGUACAAUAAUGUCUGGAAAACGCAACUCGAAGAGAAUCAGAAAGGCGCGGUUUUCUUUUUUUCUAUCAUUUAAAUUCAGAUUCUAUUAAAAUUUAUAUAUCGAAAGAGACUAAUAUAUAGAUAUGUUUUCUAAGAUAUAUUUAUUAACCGUAAGUAGAAAGUAGUUUAUAUUAUGUUUAAAUUAAUUUUAAUUAAAAUGAUUUCGCAAAUUCAACUAUAAUUUAAUAUUGUAAUAAGAUAAAAAGUAAAAUUUUGAAAUUAACAGAUAAAAGUUUGGAUAAAAAUUUAGAUUAAACUUUAACAAUUCUUAGUCUGUUACAUAUUAACAAUUUUAAAUACUUGUUCACUUGGAUUGACUUUGAAAAUUGAAAUAUUUUAAAAAUUGUAUUUUUUUAAGUAUUUUGAGUUGCAUUUUCUAGCAUAAGCACUAUUAUAAAUAUUGCAGUUGUUGAUAAAAUGAUAUAUGCCAUAGUGACACAUUUCUGCGCUCGUUGUUAGUUUAUAAUUUAUCAAUUAUGAUUCAUCGAAAGAUUCACCGAAAAUAGGACCAUAAAAUAUCAUUCCGUUGCCGUGAUGAAGAAAAUGCAAUUUACGUAUAUACAUUCUUGAAAUUCUUUCGUUCAAAACGAGAUUUAGAUCGUGGAAGAAUAGGACCUACAGUUUUGCAGCGUGAUACACAAUAUAAUUAUGUGUAAAAUUGUAAAAUUCGUCUCAGGAGUUUGGGCGAAAGGAGCAUAUGUUUUCCUUCUCUUCCACGAAAUGCGAUCAUUAAUCUUUUUUUGGUCCUACGAUUUAGUUAUGAAGGAAAACAUAAAUCAUUUUCGCCCAUACUCCGAAAGCUCGAUAUAUAGAUUGUAUUUUUGGCUUAUUACUGUAAGACUGACUAUGUUGCUAUAUUAAAGAUUGCUUCGAAAAUAA